This is a messenger RNA of Sycon ciliatum, 1786 nucleotides long. RefSeq names its product leukocyte receptor cluster member 1 homolog. The transcript is spliced from 2 exons. The record is from RefSeq and is a predicted model, not a curated record. NCBI's taxonomy places the organism in Eukaryota, Metazoa, Porifera, Calcarea, Leucosolenida, Sycettidae. Bases 153 to 980 code for a protein of 275 amino acids.
AUAAUUUUCACAUGUUCGUAGCUAGCUAGAGCAAAGAUAGGAGCUCUACUCUUUUCGAGAGUACUGGUACAUGUACAUCCCAUUUUCGUUGUGUCUUUGUCGCUGUUUCCCGUGACCGUGAUUGCAUUGGAAACUUACUUGGUGUGAUCAAGAUGAACAUCCUCCCGAAGAAAAGGUUCCAUGUCCGCAAUAAGGAUAACAUUGCUCGAGUUCGUCGUGAUGAAGCACAGGCACUCGAAGAAGAGGAAGAGAGACAGCGGCGUGUUGACCUGGCUGAGCAGGAAGCACGCAUGCAGGUCCUGAGACAGCGCGCUAUCAAGAGUCAAGCGCAGUCCACACGAGCGGAGCAGACGGGCGCAGCGGUGGAAAGGGCCGAGUCGGCCGACCAGCUGGAGCACGUGAACUUCUUUGCAGCAGCAGAGGCCGGCGUGAAGUCGGCCAGUGUCAAGAACAAGGAACACGAAGCGGAGAAGAAAGACGAGCAGGAGAAACUUGAAAAGCGCAUCGGCAUUCUCACCUACCUUGGGCAGAGCUCUGCUGAAGUUGUGGGUAAGGCAUGGUACGACAAGGACUCUGAACAGAGAAGAAAGGAAGACGACAUCCGUGGGAAGAAGUCGGAAAAGUUCAAGCGGGCCUCCGACCCCCUGCAUCGCAUGAACGACUACUUGCGCAAGAAGGAAGAGGCCGAUCGUCACCGAGAAUCGCGAGACAAGUCCUAUUCGAAGCGUCACACUCACAAGACCCACCACCGGCACUCGUCGACCCCGGCAGCAAGCAGCUCCCUUAGCGGAGCAGCAAAGAUGCAGCAGCUGCGGCAGGAGCGUCUGCGGCGCGAGCAGCAAGAACGCCACCGAGCGGAGCAGGUGCUGGCCAAAGCACGAGGAGACCCCACGCCCGCUGACCAAACCAAUGUCCCUGUGGCUCGCUACUCGAGCCAGUUCAACCCACAUCUAGCACGACAGAAUCGCUCCACGUUUUAAUUCUAAUGCCCUUUUUUAUGCAUUUAGGAGUACACACUUGAACAAGAUCCUAUUUUUUAGUCUGAAGUACUCGUACUGCUUGUAGCUCAGUAGGUUACUGGUGUGCAUUUUAUUUUCUGCUCUAGAAGUGCAUGUACUUACUUGAUACUUCAAAAAAAAAAAAAAAAAGUAUAAUUAUGUGUGUCACUGUGCAUGUGUAGGUCGUGUAUGCUGUGUCUGCGUAUCUGUAUUAUCUCCCACCUGGUGCCACUUGAGUCUCAAAUUUGAAAUCGAUCCUCUGGUCUUGCCCAUGAAGAAAAAUAGCUCCAUUCUUCUCUUGUUGCUCCUGUAGCUGAAUCUGGUAGAGCAGUACGAGGAUCUUGGGCUGCGUGCUCGUGGGGUGAUGAUGACAACGUGCCAGAGUUCAGUGUUUCGGAUUCCACUGUGGCAGAAUCUCAUGCGGAUACAGCCCAGGAGUGGACCACUCCAGGGAUGGGAUACUCACACGAGUCGCAACACGUACCCACUGUAUUCUGACGGCAGUGCGUGACUGCCGCAUAUACUAGCAAAGUACAUGUACGUAACGAACUAACAUUUCAACAUUUGAAAAUAAUAAUAAUAAAUAGUUUCCUCUGAGACAAAAAUGCGAUAAUACUCCACUCGACUAGCCAUGUACAUAUAUAUGUGAUACCGGAUGUGUCCACCGCACAUGCUGAUUGUUCUGAUGUUACUUGUUAGUUCUGAUAAGUACGAGUCGUCCAUUGCUAGUCAUUUGUUUGAGCAUCCUGAUUGUCGUGCUGUGUAUUCAGAUGAUUGUUUUUCGAUUG